CAUCACCCUGCAACCAGAGCUAUCUCCCAAUACAAAGAGCAAUGCAACCUAAAGCUCCCUCAAGGCGGCAUGCAUGUGUACGAUGCAUUCAGUUGAAAGUGAAAUGUGUUCCGGUUGAGAAUGGACGGUGUCAACGAUGUGCGAGACUCGACCGACACUGUGCUUUUCCAGACGGCUCGCGUAGGAAUACAAGCAUCAGAAAUAGCCGCGUCGAUGUCAUCCAGCAUCAGAUCGAUACACUUGCUGCUCAAUUAUAUACUGAUAAGGGCCCGAGGGUGGAGCUGUCACCUAAAACAGAAAUGCCAUCCCCCUCUACCAUCAGUGAUACUUCGUUACAGCCAAGCCCUGUACCUGAACCGUUCGACGAUUUUAUUACCCGGGGACUUCUAAAUAUCACUGAAGGUGAAGAACUUCUCUUGAAGUUCCGCACUGACUUGAUGCCCCUGUUUCCAUUCGUUAUUAUACCUGAAGUGAGCUUUGUUGAAUUGCGCAAGCAGUCUCCAUUCCUCCUCUUGUGUAUAAUAACAGCUUGCCUCGAGCACAAGCCCACUCUACAGCAGAAAUUGGAAUUUGAAGCUCGAACUGUCGUCUCUACCCGCAUAGUAAUGAAUAUGGAGAGAGACAUGGAUUUACUUCGGGGGUUACUGGUUCAUAUCGCAUGGUAUCACUAUCAUUGGCGCAUCUAUCAUACCCAGGUGUACAUGCUUCUUCAGAUGGCUAUGGCCAUCGUUGUUGAUUUGGGACUUGACAGAUACAACAACUUCAAAAUGCAGUGUAUCUCUUAUAAUGGAAAAGGGACGGAGGAGUUACACAAAGGACAAGUACUCUAUCUGACUCCUGAUGGGCAGCGUGCCUUCUUAGGGUGCUAUUAUCUAUGUUCCAAAGCCUCGAUAUUCCGGCGACAGCUGACCAUGAAACAUACAGACUGGGUCGAGUAUUGUGCUGAUAGCUUAGGGCAAAGGGCGGAGUAUCCCACUGACCAGUCUCUAAAAGCACUAAUUAAGAUCCAGUCGCUUGCUCAGCAAUCGGAGCUAGAGGUCGAAGACCCUAUCCGUGCAAUGAGCAAGGACGAGCUGUUCCAGUCUAUGGACGUGCUUGAGAAUCAAAUCGAGUAUCUUCUUGUACAGGAAACACAGUGUAAUACCUGGUCCCUGCGCUUGGAGCUCAACGCAAUUCCUGCCAUUGUUCUCGGGCAUGCUCUUCGGCGACAAAGAGAUGUCCAUCGCCAGUAUGAGAAACAGCAACUGCUCACCAUUGCGCGUUCCGCGUUCAACAUUGUGACGGUAUUCCUUGCAUCGCCGGCUUCGGUCACACCUAAUCUCCCUAUGUUCAGUUACACAUCCAUCUGGUACGGCCUUCUUGUUUUAUCGAAGCUAAGCUUGCUUUCGGAUGCCGCGACAAAAGGCAAGGCAGUCGAAGUCUAUAACAAAGAUAUCCACAACCUCGGCCUUGCUGCUAUGCAGAAAAUGGAGGCAAUGUCACGAAGAAACGAUGUUUGGGAUAAUUGCCGUGCAGUGAUUGGAUCCAUGCUCUCAUGGUUAGAGAGCAGUCGGACACAGCCCCAAUCAAUACAAGUUCGAGGAGAUACAUCAAACACCCAGGACGCUGAGGACGCUCAUAUGUUACCACAAUCAAUACCCGAAGAUCCCCCUCGAGCCACAGAGUCUGCAGCGGUAGUUGAAGAUUGGGAUGCUGCCGUAUGGCAACAGAUGUUGCAAGAUUUGACCUGGAUAGGACUACCGGUGGAGCAGCAGUUCACUGUAGAUCUAGCCUACAUGCAUUGAAAGCAAUAUGACUUUCAUACCCCCGUUCACCGGAUUACGCAGGCUGAAUUAUGUUUGGUUUAAUCUUAUUGAACUAUGGUAAACAUUAACUAGGUUCGCAAUCUAUCACCGCGCCUGCGAAACGGAACCUUUCCGGUCUCACUUCCCCAUCGCUGACCGGUGUACAUUCAGUAGCCUGCAUCGAUGCGAUAACGCCAUCAAUUCUCUUUUCCUGGGACACUGGCUUGACAUGUGAACAUUGCGCCAGGUGAUACAACUUCAAAGCUCUGCGCUGCUAUAAUUCUUGGAUGAAACGAAACUUCAGUUUACCGUGCUGCUCCGUCAACACUGAACUUAUAUGUCGAAAAUGUAGUAUAAAGGCCGUCCAUUCCCCAGACUGUCUUUGACUCUCGUUGCCACUGGGGAUUAUUGAUUCCAUCAGUCCAGUCCUGCAUUUCCAGUGAGAUCGCUCCAUACUCCGGCACUAUACCAGUACCUUGCUUUCGUUUCAGUGGUACUUGAUCUGUGUGACAAUAGAAAUAUAUCAGUUACUACUACUAAGCUCAAGGAGAUUUAUAGGGGAGCAAUAGAG
Aspergillus pseudonomiae is the source of this 2355-nucleotide messenger RNA. RefSeq lists its product as uncharacterized. Gene Ontology annotation, cellular component: nucleus. Bases 42 to 1784 code for a protein of 580 amino acids. The record is from RefSeq and is a predicted model, not a curated record. Gene Ontology annotation, molecular function: transcription cis-regulatory region binding; zinc ion binding; DNA-binding transcription factor activity, RNA polymerase II-specific. The transcript is spliced from 5 exons. Lineage: Eukaryota; Fungi; Ascomycota; Eurotiomycetes; Eurotiales; Aspergillaceae. Gene Ontology annotation, biological process: regulation of DNA-templated transcription.